Molecule: messenger RNA, 1306 nt
Organism: Ciona intestinalis (vase tunicate)
Lineage: Eukaryota; Metazoa; Chordata; Ascidiacea; Phlebobranchia; Cionidae
Product: protein N-lysine methyltransferase METTL21D-like
Cellular component (GO): protein-containing complex; cytosol
Source: RefSeq, a predicted model, not a curated record
AUGGACUUACAAAAGACGUUUAUUAGGACAGUUGAUGUUGCCAGUAACGAAACUGAAUUGACUUUAUCAAUACAUCAAGUUGAACAUGGAGACGUAGGUUGUGUGGUGUGGGACGCAGCUCUAGUUCUGUUGAAGUAUCUUGCCACUCCAAGUGGGCGUAAAUAUGUUCAUAACAAAUGUGUAAUCGAACUUGGAGCAGGAACUGGUGUCGUUGGGUUGAGCGCCGCCAUCGUCGGUGCUUCGGAAGUUAUUUUGACUGAUUUGCCAGAUAUUUUACCUUUAAUUGAUCACAACAUUAAAGAAAAUACUAAUAUUCUAGCACAUAGUAAAGCAGAGAUAUCAGGUUCUACUUUACGAUGGGGCAACACAGCAGACAUUAAAAAUAUUUUGAGAAAGCAUUUAAUUGACUGUGUUUUAAUAUCAGAUUGUGUGUACUAUGAGGAUGGCCUGGACAACUUAAUUGAAACUAUUAUUAUUAUUUUAAAUUCAAAUCCAUCUGCUACAGUGCUGUGCUCAUAUGAGAAGCGUGAUACUGGAAACAAGGUUGAGUUGCUUAAUAAAUUUUUGACUGCUUUACAAGAUGAACUGAAUGUAGUUUUUGUCCCGUUUUUUGAAAUGGAUGAAGUUUAUAGAAGUGAUGAUAUUAAUAUUAUUGUUGUUACCAAAUCCUAAAAUGACUGCAUAUUUUCAGUGAGAUAAACAAGUUCAAAAGGCCGAGGUUAAUUAUAGUUGGUUCAUAUUUUUUUACCGGUUGUUUAGUCUGCAGAGUAUUACAGUUCCUGAAAAGAUCUCACGCAUGCAAGACAGUUAUUUUUUGCGUGCGAGCAUGAUAAUAUUAAAAAUCGACGUUCAAAACAAACAUUUUCAAGCCACGUUGGGCAAUUCUACCUAAUUUAACAGGCUACAUAUUUUUUCAUUGUUCAAAUAAUUGGCGUGCUUGGGACAAAUUAUGGCGUGCAUAACCAAAAGUUUGUAAACGAAAUCGCUCGUGCACCUGCCAUACUCUGCAGACUGGCCAAUUGUUGCUGUUGUUGCCAAUCUUUGCAUCUUACUUAACUACCUGUUUCGUGUACCUAUGUUAUAUUCAAAAUUAGUUUGUUCAAAAUGCAAUAUGUUUCAUUACAAAAUUUAGGCUAUUGCAAAUUGCAAUGUUCCUAUUAUGUUAUAUUUGUCACAUCUUGUGACCACAUAUGUGUAUGUAUGUACAUCCAAUAAUAUACUACCUACAUUUUCUAUUGCGUAUGCUGCUAAUAGGGAUGCACAUUACAGAAUUUCGAAUCCAUUAGAUUCAAAUCCAAUUAUGGGA